Messenger RNA from Naumovozyma dairenensis CBS 421, 636 nucleotides. It is a transcript of the gene HMLALPHA2, whose product is annotated as homeodomain mating type protein alpha2. Gene Ontology annotation, molecular function: DNA binding. The record is from RefSeq and is a predicted model, not a curated record. The coding region runs from base 1 to 636 and encodes 211 amino acids. The transcript has a single exon. Lineage: Eukaryota; Fungi; Ascomycota; Saccharomycetes; Saccharomycetales; Saccharomycetaceae. Gene Ontology annotation, biological process: regulation of DNA-templated transcription.
AUGAACAAGAUAGCCAUUAGCGACCUUUUAAAUCCACCCACUGCUGGUCCAGUGACCAGCAAUUUAGAUUCGAUCAAUAACCAAUUAGUGACGAUAUGUUCCAAAUUCCCAACUGCAAAAGAGAAUGUAGAUGGAUCAUACCAGAUCCAACUACAUAAUAUUGUUUCCUUUCUAUCUACUUUGACGCAGUCUACCAACUUAACUUCAAAGGAUUGUUCAAAUAUACAAUUAACAUAUGAAUUGUCCUCAAUGCUAGGAAAGGUGCUUAAGGAUAUGGUUCUACUUAAUGGAACAGAAGAAGUAGAGAAAAAGAAAGUCAAAGAAGAAGAAGAGUUGGAAACAAAUUCAAAGUACGUAUUUAAUGUUAUUACACAGGAUAUGAUGAUUCCUGAAAAGAAUAAGCCGCAUAGGGGACACAGAUUACCAAAGGAAAAAGUUAAUCGGUUGGAACAUUGGUAUCUAGCACAUAUUCAAAAACCGUAUUUAGAUUCGAAGAAUUUAAAAGUGCUUAUGGAAGAAACUAAAUUAUCAAAAGUACAAAUCAAGAACUGGAUCUCUAACAGGAGGAGGAAAGAAAAAUUAUUGUCAAUAUCACCUGAUAUUGUUGAAAUAAUAAAUACCCAAAGUUGUCAAUAA